Suillus subaureus is the source of this 654-nucleotide messenger RNA. RefSeq lists its product as uncharacterized. The transcript is spliced from 2 exons. Bases 47 to 442 code for a protein of 131 amino acids. Lineage: Eukaryota; Fungi; Basidiomycota; Agaricomycetes; Boletales; Suillaceae. Gene Ontology annotation, cellular component: cytoplasm. Gene Ontology annotation, biological process: protein phosphorylation; signal transduction. Gene Ontology annotation, molecular function: protein kinase activity; ATP binding. The record is from RefSeq and is a predicted model, not a curated record.
CAAAGGUGAUGGUACUGCUUGCAUUGCUGACUUUGGUCUUUCUUUGAUGUAUUUGGAGGUUAUAAGCACCUCUCAGGCUUCCUGGACUUUGAAUCUCAAAGGAAAUGUGCGAUGGAUGGCUCCCGAGUUACUUGUACUGGAGCGGGAGGAUGGAUCUCCAGCACAGCCAAGCAAGCAGAGUGACAUCUUUUCUUUUGGCAGUAUCAUGCUGCAGGUCCUCACAAACAAGAUUCCCUAUUAUUAUCUCCUGAAUGAUCCUGCUGUUAUCUUGGCUAUGCAUAAGUCAGAAAAGCCUUCCCAAUCUCAUUAUCCUGUGCUUCUUGAAAAGCAUUGGCAGUUCAUCGAGCAAUGUUGGUCAACUGAUCCAAGGGACCAUCCAUUGAUGGAGAGAGCUGACGACAUGAUCAGGAAUGAAUUUUAUUCACUGUCCAGAUCUUGUUGAUUCUUGAACCGGUUUAUUCAACAAUUUAUUUGCAGUACAACCAAAUAGACAGCAUGAUGCACAGUAACUAAUGUAGGGUCAACUGCAGACUUCUUUUGUAUUGUAAUAUCACAACAUACUGGACUUACCAGUACCAUGUACACUAGUUCUGGCCUCCCACAGCAGACCUCAUGCAAUAUAUUCUCCUCUAUGAGUUAGUCAAUAUACUGUCC